Messenger RNA from Phalaenopsis equestris, 1905 nucleotides. Its product is annotated as probable ADP-ribosylation factor GTPase-activating protein AGD6. Gene Ontology annotation, biological process: vesicle-mediated transport. Bases 278 to 1639 code for a protein of 453 amino acids. Gene Ontology annotation, molecular function: GTPase activator activity. The record is from RefSeq and is a predicted model, not a curated record. NCBI's taxonomy places the organism in Eukaryota, Viridiplantae, Streptophyta, Magnoliopsida, Asparagales, Orchidaceae. The transcript has 3 exons.
AGAUGAGCGCACCAAAACUGGCUUCUGGGCGGAUUCCUUGCGAGCAAGACCCCAAAGUCCGGGAAAGGAGGAAGAAGGGGAGGCCCGGUCCCGACUGCAAUCCUUCUACCUUCUCUCCCUUCCUCCUUUCUCAGCCCGCGGAAUUCUGAACCCGAAAUUAACGGAAGAGUUUGCGGCGAAUGAAUCGAUCUAGGGCUUCCCUCCAGUAACCUCUCACGCCUUAUUUCUCCAUCUCUCCUAAUCUCAGAUCUAGAUCCGGUCAAUCAACAGCAAUUCCAUGGCGGUGGCAGCGGCAUCGGCGUCGAGACGGCUGCGAGAGCUCCAAUCACGUACGGGUAACAAAACGUGCGUGGACUGCUCGCAGAAGAAUCCUCAGUGGGCAUCGGUUUCCUACGGCGUCUUCAUGUGCCUUGAAUGCUCCGGCAAGCAUCGCGGCCUCGGUGUUCACAUCAGCUUCGUCCGAUCCGUGACCAUGGACUCUUGGUCCGAGAUACAGCUUAAGAAGAUGGAGGCCGGCGGAAAUGAUCUUCUCAACGCCUUCUUGGUGCAGUAUGGAAUCCCGAAGGAGACCGACAUCGUGGCGAAGUACAACACAAACGCUGCCGGCGUCUACCGCGAUCGGAUCCAGGCGAUUGCUGAGGGCCGGCCAUGGCGCGACCCGCCCGUAGAGAAGGAAACGAUCGGCGCUAGUGCGAAGAAGCCGCCGCUUGGACAGUCGGUGAGCUCGAGCAAUGAUAGCUGGGAUAGCUGGGACAGUAAAGACUAUCGUUCUGUUGAUAUUAGAAGGAAUCAGUCGGCCAACGAUGUUAGACCUGGGAUUAUUGGAGGUGGGACAGGAGGGGUGCCGUCAAGAUCUAGAUCGACGGAGGAUAUAUACACAAGGGCGCAGCUGGAGGCAUCUUCCGCUAAUAAAGAGAGCUUCUUUGCUAGGAAAAUGGCGGAGAAUGAAUCCCGUCCGGACGGAAUCCCGCCAUCCCAGGGAGGGAAGUACGUGGGGUUUGGAUCGGCCCCGCCGCCAUUGGCCCAGCGGAAUGGCUCGCAAGGGGAUGUGCUGCGGGAUACAAUGUCUGUUGUCUCUCAGGGCUUUGGUCGACUAUCUCUGGUUGCAGCCUCUGCUGCACAAUCUGCUGCAAGUGCUGUCCAGGCAGGCACGAAGGAAUUUUCAUCAAAGAUGCAUGAAGGAGGAUAUGAUCAAAAAAUGAACGAAACAGUUAGUGUGGUGACAGCAAAGACCACUGAAAUUGGGCAGAAGACAUGGGGAAUCAUGAAAGGGGUCAUGGCAAUGGCUUCACAGAAGGUCGAGGAAUUCACAAAGGAAGGGAGCAACUGGAAAGCUGAUGAUAGACAGCAGACUAAUGGCCUGAAGAAUGCCUAUUAUCAUGACUUUGGAGGGAAGGGCAGUGGUGGCUUGCCCAACGAACAUUCAAGGGGACAAUACAAUUCUACGAGCACGUGGGAUGACUGGGACGAGAAGGAUAGGAAAGGCGGGCCUGGGAAGAGUCGUCAAAAUGGCGAUGAUUGGGCUGGGUGGGACGAUGUGAAGGAUGAGGACUCUGACGAAGAUGAUAAGCACCGCCACAGCUCGUCGGGAAAGGGCGUUAAAUCUGGUUCUCGGUGGAGUGAUGGUGGUUUCCAUUAGUACUCUUUGCUUCUCUUUCAAGGUUUUUUGUUUCUUAAUAUAAAGAUCUGUGAGAAAAGGAUUGGGGACCUCUAGACCAAUAAAUAUUAUUGUAUAUGAAACUUGGUCUUGUAUUUUGUUUCCUGAUUCCUUGACCCCCUUGUUUUUAAUGUUUUGAUACCUGAACGUGUCCGUGCUGAAAGGCUAGUUGGUGCUUAAUAUUUAUGAUGAUAAAAUUGUAAUUUUGGAUUUUUUGAAUUUGACAUGUGUGGGUUACCGUUUGCUUA